This is a messenger RNA of Corylus avellana, 711 nucleotides long. Lineage: Eukaryota; Viridiplantae; Streptophyta; Magnoliopsida; Fagales; Betulaceae. The record is from RefSeq and is a predicted model, not a curated record.
AUGGACGAGAGUCGGAAACACUACUCGAAUGAAAAUGGGGAAGGACACGACCCCUGCAUUAUUCAGGCCCUCGUAGAAAAGACGAAAAAGCUAGAGGAUCUCCAAGAUCCCAUCGUGGCAUCGUCACCCAGCGAACCCGCUGCCAUUGAAAAGCUUUGCAUCUUCAAGCUUCCCCAGAGGUUCAAGAACGUCAACCGUAUGUGGAACACGCCCCAGGUGGUCGCCAUCGGACCCUACAACCGCCACAAACCUGAGCUCCAGGCCACGGAGGAGAUCAAGUUGCGGUGCCUCAACUACUUUAUCGACAAGACCAGGCCGACUAGCCAAGACUUAGAUGUAUACUAUCAAAAAAUAUAUCCGCAUGUAAAGGAAGUCAGGGAGUGUUAUUCCAAAGACGACAGCAACCUCAGUGUACGUGAAGAUGAGUUCCUUGAAAUGAUGCUUGUUGAUGGUUGUUUUAUAUUAAGCUUUCUUCUCUUCUAUAUGGAAGAGGAAACAUCCGGCCAUCCUCUCUACCGGCUGGAUACGGUAACAUUACGGAAGAUCUACGGGGACUUGCUCUUGCUUAAGAAUCAGAUCCCGUCUGUUGUUCUGAUGAAGUUAUAUGAAAUUUACCGUAAGCCCAAUAUGACCUCGAGCUUGAAGGAUAUCGCCAUAUAUAGAAGUUUUUAUGGGAUUACUGGGAGUUCGAUGCCCCAUAUACGGCUAUGA